GCGUCGGGCUCCCGACGGCAUGGCCGUGGGCGGCGAAGCGGCCGCCAAUGCCAGCGGGGAGAAGGGGCACACGAUUCUGGAGCAGAUCGAGAUUAGCGACGAAAGCGACGAGGAGUUCGCCUACGAGGAGCUGCCAGAGGACCCGGAGCUGCUGGACGACGACGAGGAGACGCUCGACGACAUCAACAGGCUCCUCGCGGAGGCGAAGCCCGGCCAGGAGGUCGAGCCCGGCGUGGCCGACGGGAACUUCGCCAAGGUGGAGCAGCGGCCGCAGGUGGUCGACGACUUCAUCCGCAACUUCUUGAUCAAGCACAGCAUGCAGCGCUCCCUGGAAGCCUUCCAGACAGAGUGGUACGAGUUGCAGCAGAACGGGAAGUUGCGGGACGGGGCCAUGACCAGCGUGCCCGACUGCUUCAUGGAGAACCGUGGCCUCCUCGAAGAGGAGGGCCGGCGCGCGAGGUCGAGAAGGCGCGGGCCAUUGCCGCAACCGCCAAGGAGUCCUGGGACAAGUUCCGCAAGGAGCGCGACUUCCACAGGAUGCACCACCGCCGCGUGGUGCAGGAGAAGAACAAGCUCAUCGUGGACCUCAAGAGGCUAA
Prorocentrum cordatum is the source of this 598-nucleotide messenger RNA. The record is from the annotation of a GenBank genome assembly. NCBI's taxonomy places the organism in Eukaryota, Dinophyceae, Prorocentrales, Prorocentraceae.